CGGCCCCAGGCGGGACAACUACGUCACGAAAGCCGCAUAUCCAGUCGUAAUUGUCCGGUGCGACCGUCCGCAGGUAGCGUUGGCCGUCGGCGGCGGCGGAGCCCGCCCGGCGCGCCGCGGCCGAGCGACGGCUGUGGACGACGGUUGACGGUCCGGCCGGCCGCAGUGACCCGACCACGCCCCGUCCGACCGAUGGCUGAGCCGCAGCAGCCGGCAUCGUUCGAGGCGGCGCUGGCGCUGGCCGGCGGUGAGGGGCCCUGGCAGCGCCGGCUACUGGCCGUGGCGGCCGUGGCGCCGCUCCUGCUCGGCCUGCACAGCCUGGCGACGGUGGUGCAGGCGGCUGCGCCCGAGCACUGGUGCGCGCCGCCGCCGGCGCUGCAGCCGCUGAUGCUCGACCGCCACCAGUACGUGCCGACCAUGGCCGGCGCCAACGGACAGCGCCUCCUGCUCCAGUGCAAUAUGUUCAACGUGACCUUGGCGGCCGACGGCACGCUGCUCAACGACAGUGCCCUCGUGCCUUGCAACAGCUGGCAGUUCGACCUGACCCAGUACGGCACGACAGUGACUGUCGCUUGGGAGCUGGUGUGCUGGCGCUCUCCGCUGGUCGCCAUUGAACAAUCGUCCUUCAUGCUGGCCGUGCUGGUCGGCUUCAUGCUGUCGGGUGUGCUGAGUGACGCGCUGGGGCGGCGGACGGUGGCCAUGUGGUACGGUCUGCUGACCCCUGUGGCCAGCCUGGCCGUAGCCGCGGCGUCCUCGCUGACGGUGUUCAUGGUGUUGCGCGCCCUACUGGCGCUGGCCCUGCCUGGCCUGUUUGGUUCGCUGAUGGUGCUCUGCUUGGAGACGGUCUCCCCGGAAGCUCGUGGCCUCUACGGCAUCGUGUUCCAGAUGCCGGUGGCGCUGGGUCUGAUGCUGACGGCGGCAGCGGCGUAUGUGACCAGCAGCUGGCUGCUAGCCACGCCGCGCAUGCGCCGCAUCAGUCUGGCCAGUUUCUGGUGCCUGUUCGUGGACGGCCUGGUGUCGUACGGCAUCGCCGAGGACGCGUCACAACUGGGCGGCGACGCGUUCACGGCGUUGCUUCUCUCGGGCGCCGUCGAGCUGCUGGCCGACUUGGCCGUGCCGGCCGGCGGCGGCUGGGCGCGCCUUGGGCUGGCCAUGACCGCCCGCUGCACCGUCGCCGCCGGCCUCAACGUGUUGGCGUUCUACUCGGCCGAACUGUUUCCGACGCCGCUGCGAAGCACGGGGUUCGGCGCCGGCGCCACCGUCAGCCGGCUGGGCGCCGUCGUCGCGCCGUUCGCUGUCCACGCCGCCGGCCGCGCCUAUUGGGGCGCGCCGUCGUGCACCUUCGGCGUCUGCGCACUGACCGCGGGUCUGGUGGCGCUGCUGCUGCCGGAGACGCGCGGUCGACGGCUGCCCGAGUCGGUGAAGGAGGUGGAGGCCGAAUGGUGAGCCUGAGCCGCCGCGCCGGCGGUCGGAGCCUGCCGGUGAGCGCACGGACGCGACACGGGCCGCGAGAAAGACAGCUGUCGAGCGGCGCAGACUGGCUGAUACUUUUAAUGAGAGUGUCCUCCCACCUAUUGUGUACUUUUCACUUAUUGUUACAUCAAACGCGUUUGGUUUUAUCAGAAAUGCCAGUUUUCUCGGAAUCAUUGUAAAUAGCUCAGAAUUUCAUUUGAACUUGCCGACCCCGCAAGAGAAGUCUCAUUUGGCUCCGCUCACCACCACCAAGUCAAUGCAUUUCAUCUGUCCUGUUUUUCCAACGUGUGUGUUCUGUUACGCUUGCAGCACACUAUGUAACAGGUCAAAUGUUUAUGUAAUA
Molecule: messenger RNA, 1816 nt
Organism: Pollicipes pollicipes
Lineage: Eukaryota; Metazoa; Arthropoda; Thecostraca; Pollicipedomorpha; Pollicipedidae
Product: solute carrier family 22 member 7
Exons: 3
Coding region: 193-1446 (417 amino acids)
Biological process (GO): transmembrane transport
Cellular component (GO): membrane
Molecular function (GO): transmembrane transporter activity
Source: RefSeq, a predicted model, not a curated record